Molecule: messenger RNA, 939 nt
Organism: Colletotrichum chrysophilum
Lineage: Eukaryota; Fungi; Ascomycota; Sordariomycetes; Glomerellales; Glomerellaceae
Exons: 3
Coding region: 1-939 (312 amino acids)
Biological process (GO): lactate catabolic process
Cellular component (GO): mitochondrion
Molecular function (GO): D-lactate dehydrogenase (cytochrome) activity; D-lactate dehydrogenase (NAD+) activity; FAD binding
Source: RefSeq, a predicted model, not a curated record
AUGAAGGAUUGGGUCAUCAACCUGACCGUCGUUUUGUCCGACGGCACCGUGGUCAAGACUCGAAGACGGCCAAGAAAAUCAUCCGCCGGCUACAAUCUCAACGGGCUCAUCGUUGGGUCUGAAGGAACGCUUGGUAUUGUUACCGAAGCCACUCUCAAGCUCACAGUCGUACCGGAGGAUUUCUCUGUGGCAGUUGUAACAUUCCCAAGCAUUCGAGAUGCAGCGGCUGCUGCGGCCGAGGUAAUGCGAAAUGGCAUUCCUGUCGCUGCCAUGGAGAUCAUGGACGAAGUCCAGAUGAAGGUCGUCAACCUGGGAGGUGCUACAGCUCCUCGGGUAUGGAAGGAGCUUCCGACUCUGUUCUUCAAGUUCUCUGGUACCAAGGCUGGUGUAAAGGAAAAUAUCGGCCUGGUGCAGGAUAUCACCAAGAACCACAAGGGCGGAAACUUCGAGUUCGCCAACGAUGCACUUGAGCAGAAGCUUCUCUGGUCGGCUAGGAAAGAAUCGCUCUGGUCAAUGCUGGCGCUUCGUAAAGACGGAGAGGAAGUCUGGAGUACGGACGUCGCAGUGCCCUUCAGUCGGUUGGCCGAUUUGAUCGAGGUUAGCAAAAAGGAGAUGGACGAGAUGGGAUUGUUCGCCAGUAUCCUUGGCCAUAUCGGCGACGGAAACUUCCACGAAAGCAUUAUCUAUAACCGCACGAUCCCCGAGGAGAGAGAAAAGGUUGAGAAGUGUGUCAAGAACAUGGUCAAGCGCGCGAUCGAAAUGGAGGGAACAUGUACCGGCGAGCACUCCAUUGGUUGGGGUAAGAAGGAUUCGCUUCUUCUUGAGGUUGGUCCUGACACGCUCGACGUGAUGAAAUCCAUCAAGAAGGCGCUUGACCCGAAAUGGAUUUUGAACCCUGGUAAGAUCAUGGACAUUCCCGAGGGGUCCAAGACGAUCUGA